Molecule: messenger RNA, 3057 nt
Organism: Andrographis paniculata
Lineage: Eukaryota; Viridiplantae; Streptophyta; Magnoliopsida; Lamiales; Acanthaceae
Product: alpha-glucan phosphorylase, H isozyme
Exons: 16
Coding region: 335-2878 (847 amino acids)
Biological process (GO): glycogen catabolic process
Cellular component (GO): cytoplasm
Molecular function (GO): glycogen phosphorylase activity; pyridoxal phosphate binding
Source: RefSeq, a predicted model, not a curated record
ACCGCCACCCAUCACCGUCGCCGCCGUCAUCAUAAUCACCAUCAUCAUCAUCACAAUCAUCUCGAGGUAACAAGCGGAGCAGACCACUCGUAUCGUAUCCUCCUCCACAGAGCCACUACAGCCCUACCAUUCAUUACAAUACAUAACCCAUUCCUUUCCAUUUUUUCUCAUUUUGUCCAUAUCAACAAACAAAUAUCUCCACGCCUUUUCGUCUACACCCUUCGCACAUUCCUCCUCCUCUUAAAUAUCUCAAUUUCCACUCGCAUUUGGGGAUUGUGCGUCUCUUCCAUAUACGGAGCACGCACCUAUUCUGGUGGUGUAUUUGUUAUUGAAGAUGGCAACCGCAGUGAAGACAAAUGGUGCUAAAGCUGCUAUUGCGGCCAAGAGUCCGGGAAAAGUUCCGGCUGAUGCCCAUCCGCUUGCCAAAGAUCCAACUGAAAUUGCGUCCAAUAUCAACUACCAUGCUCAAUAUAGCCCUCAUUUUUCCCCUUUCAAGUUUGAGCCAGAGCAAGCAUACUAUGCCACUGCAGAAAGUGUUCGUGAUAAACUAAUCAAGCAAUGGAAUGAGACAUACAUGCACUACCACAAAGUAAAUCCUAAGCAAACAUACUAUCUAUCCAUGGAAUAUCUUCAAGGAAGAGCUUUGACAAAUGCAAUUGGAAACCUAGAUGUUCAAGAUGCAUAUGCUGAUGCUUUAAAGCAGCUUGGCCACGAACUUGAGAACAUUGUGGAGCAGGAGAAAGAUGCUGCUCUCGGAAAUGGUGGUCUUGGGAGGCUUGCUUCAUGUUUUCUUGAUUCAAUGGCUACCUUGAACUUACCCGCUUGGGGAUAUGGUUUAAGGUAUAGAUACGGUUUAUUCAAGCAGAGGAUCAGCAAAGUUGGCCAAGAAGAAGUUGCAGAAGAUUGGUUGGAGAAGUUCAGUCCUUGGGAAGUUGUUAGGCACGACGUGGUUUUCCCUAUAAGAUUUUUCGGUCAGGUUGAGGUCUAUCCCUCUGGCUCUCGGAAAUGGAUUGGUGGAGAAGUCAUACAAGCUGUUGCAUAUGAUGUACCGAUUCCUGGAUAUAAAACAAAGAACACCAACAGUCUUCGUCUCUGGGAAGCCAAGGCUGGAGCUGAGGACUUCAACUUAUUUCAGUUUAAUGAUGGGCAGUAUGAGUCCGCUGCUGCACUUCAUUCAAGAGCCCAGCAGAUUUGUGCUGUUCUAUAUCCGGGGGAUGCCACCGAAGAUGGAAAGCUUUUGAGACUGAAGCAGCAGUUCUUCCUAUGCAGUGCAUCUCUUCAGGAUAUCAUCUCUAGAUUUAAAGAGAGAAAAGAAGGAAAAGAAGGGAUUAAAUGGUCUGAAUUCCCAUCUAAGGUUGCAGUGCAACUGAAUGACACACAUCCCACCCUAGCUAUACCGGAGCUGAUGCGUUUAUUGAUGGAUGACGAGAAUCUUGGAUGGGAUGAAGCUUGGGAUAUCACUACCAGGACAAUUGCCUAUACAAACCACACGGUUCUUCCCGAGGCCUUGGAGAAAUGGUCACAGUCUGUCAUGUGGAAGCUCCUUCCACGCCAUAUGGAGAUCAUUACAGAAAUUGACAAAAGGUUUGUUGCAAUGAUAGAGUCAACAAGACCUGACCUCGUGGACAAACUUUCUGGUCUUCGUAUCUUAGACAACAACCCACAGAAAGCAGUUGUGCGUAUGGCCAAUUUGUGUGUGGUCUCUUCACACACGGUAAAUGGUGUUGCACAACUGCACAGUGACAUAUUGAAGGCUGAGCUAUUUGCCGAUUAUGUCUCAGUAUGGCCCACCAAAUUUCAGAACAAAACCAAUGGUAUUACCCCCCGUCGGUGGCUGAGGUUUUGCAAUCCAGAGCUCAGCCACAUCAUCACCAAAUGGCUGAAAACAGAUCAAUGGGUGACAAACCUCGACCUGCUAACAAAUCUGCGACCUUUUUCGGAGAAUUCAGAUUUCCAGAAUGAGUGGGAAUCAGCUAAGUUGGCAAGCAAAAAGCGUUUGGCAAAAUACAUUCUGCAGGUUACCGGUGAGAGUAUUGACCCAAACUCGCUCUUUGACAUUCAAGUCAAGCGCAUCCAUGAGUAUAAGCGGCAGCUGUUGAACAUUUUGGGUGCCGUCUAUAGGUACAAGAAAUUGAAGGAGAUGAGCCCUGAAGAGCGUAAGAAAACCACACCUCGCACCAUAAUGAUAGGAGGGAAAGCAUUUGCGACGUAUACAAAUGCUAAAAGGAUAGUUAAGCUUGUCAACGAUGUCGGAGCUGUUGUGAACACCGAUCCAGAAGUCAACAGUUUCCUAAAGGUCAUUUUCAUCCCCAACUACAAUGUAUCGGUGGCUGAAAUACUUAUUCCAGGAAGCGAGUUGUCGCAGCAUAUCAGUACAGCCGGAAUGGAGGCAAGUGGAACAAGCAAUAUGAAAUUUGCCCUGAAUGGAUGUCUCAUAAUUGGGACUUUAGAUGGUGCUAAUGUUGAAAUAAGAGAGGAAAUCGGGGAUGCGAAUUUCUUUCUUUUUGGCGCCACAGCUGAUGAAGUGCCUCGGCUGCGUAAAGAUAGAGAGGAUGGGAAGUUCAAGGCGGACCCUCGAUUUGGGGAGGCAAAGAAGAUGAUAAGAUCGGGAGCAUUCGGGACGUACGACUAUAAUCCACUGUUGGAUUCAUUGGAAGGAAAUUCUGGGUAUGGGCGGGGCGACUACUUUCUGGUCGGUUAUGAUUUUGCGAGCUACAUGGAUGCCCAAGACAGGGUGGAUAAAGCUUACAAGGACCGAAAGAGUUGGAUAAAAAUGUCGAUACUGAGCAGCGCAGGCAGCGGCAAGUUCAGCAGUGAUCGGACCAUCGCCCAGUAUGCAAACGAAAUCUGGAAUAUACACCCAUCCCCUCUCCCAUAACAAGACAAACACCAGAAGCGGACACGGGCGGACAGGCAGACACACAGUCGUGGAAUAAUAAUAAUAAUAAUAAUAAUUAAUAAUAUUGGCAAAGAACGAGCCUUUUGUCUUCAUACUUCAUAUAUUGAAUCAUCAUCUGUCAUUCAUAAUCACGUAAAAUCAAGUUAUGAUGCCUCGUA